This is a messenger RNA of Funneliformis mosseae, 174 nucleotides long. The record is from the annotation of a GenBank genome assembly. Lineage: Eukaryota; Fungi; Glomeromycota; Glomeromycetes; Glomerales; Glomeraceae.
AUGCAAGACGAAGGUCGAAAAGAAGAUGAUCGACAUCAUCUUUCAAUGGAACCUUUUAAAAUGGAAAUAAACUGCCCAACUGCCAAUCUUGAUCGUUACAUGAAUACAAUCAAAGAUACAAUAGCCUCUUUCAAGCCUAUAGUUUAUCCAGAGAUCGUAUCUAAUAAUUCCUAA